UUCUUCCUCAGCAUAGUGUCAUGUGAAUUAUUUUGAUCAUGCAUACAUAAAUAAGCAAAAUAUAGGAUCUGGCUAUCUUGUUAUCUUCAGGGAAGGCAUUUUGGAAGGAGGUAGUACUGCUUGGAACGAAGAUGGUGUGCCGAAUCUCGUGGAACAGUGGAUCAGAGACUCGAAUUUUGACACUCGAAGCGACGCCGUUGUCGAGCCGUCUGACGAUGAAAAAAGCAAUGGCACUAUCGACUUGGAUAGCACCAUCGAUCUAACCGAUGAAGGAGUGGGAAGCAUCAGCCAUUCCGCUGCAACCGACGAGAACGAGAAAAGCAACAAAAGUCACAGCGCUGUGGAGAAAUCGGAUGAAAACGGGAAUUGCAACAAUGCUAAUGAGCCAUCCGACGAAAAGAAAAUCAACAACGACGCUACCGAGGAAAGUGCAAACGAUGGGGACCCUGUUGCAUCUUCUGAGAAAAAAGCAGAUGGGAACAACGACGCUAACUUACUCGAUGACGAUUUGGACAGCAGCAAUAUUUUGUCGCCUAGCCAUGACGAUGCCAGAGACAUCAAGGGCGGUAGCGAUUGUAACCCUGCCGAUGAAGAUGACGAGAGCGUCAGGACCAGUGACACUCCCUGGCCUUUCGAU
Cylicostephanus goldi is the source of this 637-nucleotide messenger RNA. Lineage: Eukaryota; Metazoa; Nematoda; Chromadorea; Rhabditida; Strongylidae. The record is from the annotation of a GenBank genome assembly.